CACAGUAUCCUUGUGAGCUGCCCAAGUACCUCUUUGUACCUAACAAGCUGUGUGUAAGAGGCAUAAUGCUGCGGUACAUUGUAGCCUUCUGUCUCCUGGCUGUGUGCUGGGCACAGGACUGCCAGGUGGACAACAUCCAGGUCAUGCAGAACUUCAACAGGACCAAGUAUGCAGGGACAUGGUAUGCUGUAGCAAAGAAGGACCCUGUGGGUUUGUUCCUACUUGACAACAUCGUGGCCCAGUUCAAUAUUGCAGAGGAUGGCCAAAUGACUGCCACUGCUGAGGGCAGAGUCAUCAUUCUCCAGCAGUGGGAGCUGUGCGCCCACAUGUUUGCCACCUUUGAGGACACUUAUGACCCUGCCAAGUUCAAGAUGAAGUACUGGGGAGCUGCAGCCAACCUGCAGACUGGAUAUGAUGACCACUGGGUGAUCAGCACUGACUAUGACAACUACGCUGUCCAUUACGCCUGCAGAGAGAAGGGUUAUGAUGGCACCUGCAUAGACAGCUACUCCUUCGUCUUCUCACGUCAUCCAACAGGCCUGAGGCCAGAGGAUCAGUACAUUGUCACCCAGAAGAAGCAGGAAAUCUGCCUGUUGGGCAAAUACAGACGUGUUCAGCACAACGGUUUCUGCCAGGCCAGAUGAUCUGCAUACAUUCAAGCACUUUCUU
Myripristis murdjan (pinecone soldierfish) is the source of this 669-nucleotide messenger RNA. It is a transcript of the gene rbp4, whose product is annotated as retinol binding protein 4, plasma. The record is from RefSeq and is a predicted model, not a curated record. Gene Ontology annotation, biological process: retinol transport. The coding region runs from base 66 to 644 and encodes 192 amino acids. Gene Ontology annotation, molecular function: retinol binding; retinol transmembrane transporter activity. NCBI's taxonomy places the organism in Eukaryota, Metazoa, Chordata, Actinopteri, Holocentriformes, Holocentridae. The transcript is spliced from 6 exons.